AUGGAUAGGAAGCAGAGGAAGGAGUUGGCGGAGGCGCGGAAGAAGCGCCGCCGCCCGCUCUUUGAUCUCGAGAAGGAGUUGACGCUGCUGUGGGAGAAGAGUCGGCAGAGGAACAUCGACAUGGAGAAGAAGCGCAAGCUGGUAACAAUGAUGACUGGGAAGAUGAAGGGGAAGAUGGUGGAGAUGGCACGCUCACACACCGUGUCACGCGUGCUGCAGAUGUGUGUCAAGCACGGCCGCAAGGAGGAGCGGGAGGCCGUCUUCUCGGAACUGCGCCCGCACUGCCGCGAGCUGGCGGUGCAUCCCUACGCCCACCACCUGGUCAACCGCAUGAUGGAUCAUGCGAGCAAGGAGAAGAAGCAUGAUAUCGUUGGCCAGUUGAGGGGCCAUGUGGUGGAGAUGAUGCGCCACCCUGUCGCCAGUGCUGUGAUAGAGCACGCCUACCAGCUCUCCUCACCCCCCCAGCGCUCCGCCCUGGCAUCCGAGUUCUUUGCUCCCGACUUCCGCCUCUUCCCCUCGCUCGCCCUCCCGGGUGCCGGCCGCCUCUCCGACCUGCUAGCCAACCUCCCCUCGGGCACCUCCCGCCAGUCCGUGCUGCAGCAUCUAGAAACAUCCCUGCAGCCGAUCCUGGAGAAGGGCAUAGUGGAUCACUCACUGUUCCACAGGGUGCUAGCAGACUAUCUGGGAGUCAUUUCCAAGAGGGAAGUGGCGGAGGUGAGGCAGCAGCUGAUGGGAGCGCUGCUGCUGCGCAUGGUGCACACCAGGGAUGGGGUCAGGAUCGCCAAUACCAUGGUGGCUCAAGCAACUCCCAAGGAGGUGCGGAAAGUGGUGAAGGCAUUGAAGGGGGUGGUGGCGCGGGUGGCAUGUGACGACCACGGUCACCUGCUGCUGCUGCAGCUGCUCGAAUCCGCGUCCUCAGGCCCUCUCAACCGGUUUGUGAUCAAAGAGCUCUUGAAAGACCUGUUCGAGGUGAUGCAGGAGCGCAUUGGCCGCCGAUUCCUGCUGCAGCUGCUGGCCCCCUCCUCCCACCGCUACCUGCCGCCCGAUGCCGCCCAGGCCGUGGUGCUGGGCGGCAGAGUGGAGGAGGUAAAGGAGGAGAAUGAGGAAGAAGGGGAGGAGGGGGAGGAGGAGGGAGGUGAGGAGGGAGAGGAAGGGGAGGAAGAGGAGAUGAUGGUGGAAGGGGAGGAUGGAGAGGAGGAGGGAGAGGAGGGGGAGGAGGAAGGUGGGGGAGUUGGGAUGGGAGAGGAAGAUGAUGAGGAGGAAGGAGAGGAGGAGGAGGGAGAGGGUGAAGAGGGGGAGGAUGAAGGAUAUGAGGGAGAAGAAGGGGAGGAAGGGGAGGAAGGAGAGGAAGGAGAGGAGGAAGGGGAGGAAGGAGAGGAGGGAGAGGAAGGAGAGAAAACGAUGAAGCCUGGGAAGAAGGGGAGGCUGGAUGGCAAGAAGAGAAAGGCAGCAGCAGCAGCAGCAGCAGCAGCUGCAUUGGAUGAUAGUGAUGAUGACGAGGAAGAGGAGGAAGGGGAGGAGGAGGAGGGGGAGGGAGGGCAGGGGUCCCGGUCCCUUACGAAGAGGAGGAAGCUUCUUGUAGAGUCGGGCUUGCCUGAGGAGGGGAUUCUUCUCUGCUCGCCCUCCACCACCCCUCACUCCUCUCCGCCCUGCACUCAGCCAUCGCUGCUGCUGCCGCUGCUCCCCGUCCCCUUACUAAUACUGCUCCCUCCUUCGUGUUUCUUCCCCACACAUCCCAACCCCUUCCCUUUCCAGCUUGCCCGAGGAGGGGAUUCUUCUCUGCUCGCCCUCCACCACCCCUCACUCCUCUCCGCCCUGCACUCUGCCAUCUCUGCAGCCACCUCUUCUCAUUCCUCCAUUGCCGCUGCUGCCUCUCCUCCCCGCCCUGCUGCUGCUGCGGGCCCUGCCAAGAGUGAGAAAGCUAAGAAGGGGAAAAAGGGGAAGGGGAAGAGCAAGGAGGGACAGGGUGAGGAGAAGGAGAAGGCGGAGGAGGAAGGGGAGGAGGGGGAGAAGGCAGAGGGGGAGGAAGAGGAACAGCAGAGCCAUGUGUUGGAGGACUUUUUCGGGAGUAGAGUGCUCAGGCGGCUGGUGGCUGAGGAGGACAGGCUGGCAGCUGCGGCAGCUGUGGAAGGAGCAGAAGAAACGGCAAAUACAGAAGAAGAUGCAGGAGGGGAAGAGCAGAUGGAGCCGUUUUGCGCUGUGUUGUGGCGAGAGGCACUGCAAGGGCGGUGCAGGGAGUGGGGCACAGGACACAGUGCUAAGGUGGUGGCAGCACUGGCCCAUGCUCCUCACAAGCCAACAAAAGACGCCGCCCUGAAAGAAAUGGCAGCGUUAAUUGAUAAGCCUGAGUUUGCGGCACUGAAACGAUUGGUGGAGAGUCCACCCUCGCACAACCACCACUAG
Closterium sp. Naga37s-1 is the source of this 2403-nucleotide messenger RNA. Lineage: Eukaryota; Viridiplantae; Streptophyta; Zygnematophyceae; Desmidiales; Closteriaceae. The record is from the annotation of a GenBank genome assembly.